UCAUCUUACUCUCUCUUUUUCAUGAUAAGCUGUUUCCUCCUACAGCUCAGUCUGACUGAAUCUGAAGAUGUCUUAAGAGGUGCAGAGAGCCCGCGGCUCCUCUGAUGUUACAGCAGGGCCUCCGCGGGUCUUUCUGAGAGCAGCCGGUGAUGAUAAAUUAUUUCCAGAGAUGUAGCCGCACACCUCCUCCUGCUCCGUUAUGUUACUUGGAAACCGUCAGAAAUUAGCUGCGGAAAGUUUUUCUCUCCGGAUGGAAGAAGUUUUGAGACAAAGCGGUCGCCACGGGGCUGUUUUCGCCCCUGUUUUGAGACAUACUCAUGUUGGAAAGCGUAGGCCUGCGGUGAAUUUACUGGCUACAUUAACAUCUUACGUAAUAAUGGAUGAAACCAGGCUCUGAAUGACACAAUGUCUUGGGGGGAGUUCAUCGAGCUCCGUGAUCUGAGGACGGACAGAGAGCAGAUCGAGCUGACACAUGGCACACUUUCGCCCUGCUCACCUCCGCGCCUGGAGAGAGCCAAUGCCCUGAGGAUCAGUCCGGGGAAGGUCCCAGACCUGCUGAGCAGGGUGGGCAUCAUCAGACUCAUGAGCAGCACCCAGGACCCCCAGCCUCCUGAGGAGAAGGGAGAGGGACACAACUUCCAGCCCUGCAGCCACGCUCAGCCCACGUGGUGCGACCUGUGUGGAGACUUCAUCUGGGGCCUGUACAAGCAGAGCCUGCGGUGUGUCAGUGAGUUGGCUUACAUGGGCUAUUUGUGUGUGUGUGUGAUUGCUUCUGUGCAUAUGCAUGAUCAGAAAUGA
Molecule: messenger RNA, 798 nt
Organism: Plectropomus leopardus (leopard coralgrouper)
Lineage: Eukaryota; Metazoa; Chordata; Actinopteri; Perciformes; Serranidae
Source: RefSeq, a predicted model, not a curated record